AACCUCAGACGGCAUCAAUAUUGUGGGUCUGUUGGUGUUCUCCGUCGCCUUUGGCCUUGUCCUGAGCAGUAUGGGGUCAGAGGGGAAACCUCUGAGGGAUUUAAUCAACUGCAUGAAUAAAGCCAUUAUGCGUCUUGUUAGCAUAGCUAUCUGGUAUUCUCCAGUGGGAAUCAUCUUCCUGCUGGCUGGGCAGGUUGUUAAAAUGACGGACGCAGCAGAAAUAGGUCGUGAUGUUGGCAUGUACACUCUCACUGUGGUCACUGGGCUGAUCAUCCACGGCUGCGUCACGCUGCCGCUCAUCUAUGUUAUCGUCACAAGGAAGAAUCCCUUGAGGUUUUAUGGAGGAAUCCUCCAGGCUCUCAGCACGGCCUUUGGGACUUCAUCCAGUUCUGCAACCUUGCCUGUUACUCUUCGUUGUAUGGAGGAAAAUCUGAAGAUGGACAAACAGGUGACGCGCUUCAUGCUGCCUGUAGGUGCCACUAUGAACAUGGACGGUGCCGCCCUCUAUGAAGCAGUGGCAGCUUUAUUCAUAGCCCAGGUCAACGACAUGGACUUCAAUGUCGGACAGAUUAUCGUUCUCAGUCUGAUUGUGACAGCAGUAAGCACUGGGUCAGCUGGUAUCCCACAGGCUGGGAUGGUCUCCAUGCUGAUUGUACUGAGCUCGACUGGGCUGCCUACUGAAGACGUAUCCCUGCUCCUCAUGGUCGACUGGAUUGUGGACCGCGUACGAACUGCCACCAACGUCCUGGGUGACUGCAUCGGUGUCGGUGUGGUGCAGCAUCUGUCCAGACACAAACUGCAGAAAUCCAGUCCUGCAGCGACAAACCCAUCUCCAAGAGUCUAAUUACCAAAAUGAAAGAAAUUCAUGUGUUGAGUUUCUGUUGGAAUUAAAAUCAUGAGAUUAGAAAAUUUGAGUGUUAAGAAAAUAAAGACAAAUCUGUUGGAAAGGAGGCUUUAUUU
Messenger RNA from Poecilia latipinna (sailfin molly), 960 nucleotides. Its product is annotated as excitatory amino acid transporter 1-like. The transcript has 5 exons. Lineage: Eukaryota; Metazoa; Chordata; Actinopteri; Cyprinodontiformes; Poeciliidae. Gene Ontology annotation, molecular function: glutamate:sodium symporter activity; neutral L-amino acid transmembrane transporter activity; L-glutamate transmembrane transporter activity. Gene Ontology annotation, cellular component: plasma membrane. Gene Ontology annotation, biological process: L-glutamate transmembrane transport. The coding region runs from base 71 to 844 and encodes 257 amino acids. The record is from RefSeq and is a predicted model, not a curated record.